CCGAGAGGGUCACGGAUUGUGAACGUACAUUUUUUUUUUUUUUCGGGCUCGUUUCGAUGUAUCAGUGAAGAUCCUCGUUGAUCCUUGUCAUUGAGGAGUUGACCGAGGUGCCAGUGGUAGUACAGAAGUGCAGGAGGACCAGAGUGCAUUUGAGAGCAGGAAAAUAAAAAAAGAAGAAGAAAAGUACGGCAAAAAAAAAAGUAAUAAUAAUAGAAGGAAAACGAAGAAUAGGUCGAUCGCGGUGUAGUGGAAGGAAGGAAGGAAAAAAUGGGGAAAAGGAUGCCGAGGCUAGCAGGACUAUUGGUGGUUUUAUCGGCGGUGGCCGUAAGUACGGUCGCGAGUUUCGACCUUGGGCCGAUCUUGAGGCUCGGCCAGUGCAGAUCCCAGUGCCUCAAGUCGCACAGCCUCGAUGGCUAUUGCGAGUGGUGGAGGCGCGGAGAGACCGGCUGCAAUGAAUGCUGGCAGCACUGCGAGCUCCUCGAGAAGAAGUUCAACAGCGCCGGCGAUUGGGAGUCCGUGCAACAGGCGGUCACCGACAGCUACUCCGACUGCAACGACAGCAAGUACAAGCAGUGCCCAUCCUGCAAGACGGCCUGCGAUUACUGGAAGUUCCAAGUGGUCGAGGAGUACUUGCCGUCGAUGCUGCCAGCCCCGAGGCGAGCGCCCAUCAGCCUCGACAAGACGGACGUGGCCAUCAUCAUGCACAAGACGAACAAGCAGUGGCGUCUCUUUGGCUACUACCCGGGUGAACGGGCCCCCAGCACCCUGCGCAGCAACGAGUGGCUGCUCGCCGUAUCCACCGACAACGUCGUGUCCCACUACAGCUGGGAGGAAUGGUACCCGAGCCUCGACGCCCUCAAACCCGGGCCCCUCUACGAGGCCACCAUAUCCUGGCGCGACAUAGCCACCCAACUGAAGCGCCAGCAGGCCCUCGAGCAGAAGCGCUUCAACGACCGGGUGAGGCAGUACUUCCUCGAGCGCUACGGGGAAAAAGUGCUGGAGCGCAGGAACCAGGAUGAGGAGCAGGAGAUACCGGAAGAGGUGUUCAGGCGCUUCUUCUUCCGUAGGAGCGAGCCAGAACCUAUCGGCCACGGGACGAUCGACGAGUUCUCCGAGCCCGCCACCAUGAACUCCGAGGACGAAGACAGACACGGCCAGGUGGCCGAGGAAUCGUUCGUCGUCUCCUGGGAACCGGAGACCGGUGGCUUGAUGGGCAACCAGGUGGCCGACUCCAACUUAGCCCAGAUUAGUCUCCUGCCCGGGGUCAAGUAUUGGGUGAGGAUCGCGUCCAACGAAGGCCCCGGCAGCUUUCCCAUCGAGGUGGACACGAGCUCGGGUGUCAUCAAGAUGCACAGGAUUAAAAAAAAACUCGACAACGUGUACCCCUGGGCCUUUCUCGCAGCGGCGCUGAGCGCGGCCAUCGUCAUCUGCAUCAUCGUCAUUGUCAAACUGUGCAAGAGGAGUAGCACCAAGACCGUCCAGCCCGAGGAGGAGGUAUGAUGGAGAUGAGAGUGCCAGCGGAAGCAGAAGCGGAUUAUUAUCGUCGCUGCGACUGCUGCUGUUGUUCUCGUUUUCCUCGGGGCUUUGGAAAUUAGACGACCCUAAGAUGGAUCAGGUUCGUGCGCUAGAACGAACGGGUGGCAGGUAUGAUACAUACACACAUACAUGUACGGAAGAAAGGAAAAUUUGGAAAACAGCUGGUGGCAAGAGGAGGAGUGCAGGACGACGACGGACACUCUGCUAAGUGAUAAUGGUGAUUCAGCGCUCCCCUGCAUCGGUCGACAGGCCGAGUUUUUGAGUGAUUCGUCAUUUGGUGGAGCUCGGAUUCUUUUUUUUUUUUUUUUUUUCCAGUGUUUUCUUUUCUUUCUUGUGUCGUUCGAAGAUUGGUGCUUCGUUGUAAGUGUAUGUGUGUGGAGUAUCAGCGUGUUCGCGUAACUCAAAGGGCCAGUCUUAUUGUCAUUAUCGUAUGUAUACGUAGACCAAUGAAGUACGAUUCUCUCGAAGCAGAGAAUUUAUCGAGAUUCGACUUGUAUCUAUAUUAGUUGUAAGAGGACGCAUAGGAUAAUCGAAAUGUAAUUUUUUUUUUUUCGUUUUUUUUCGAUGCUAUUAGGACAAUAGAUUCAACAGCAUCGGUUGUAAAUAGUUGAUAGGUAUAUUUUUUUCAUUUACGUAAUGAUAGCCAAUGUAUAGGACACGUGUUACAGUUUCACCAAAUUGCCAUAAUGAUUCCGAAAGGCGUUUCGCAAGGACUCUCGCGACAAAACUUUUUCUUUUUUUUUUUUUUUUUUAAUUUCCAAAUUGUGAUUACUUUCAAUGUCAAUUUUGUAAUUUACCCUAAUAUGUUUCAGAUUUACGAGGUGCGUCCUUGCGAGAUGAUUUUAUUUUCUCUCAUUCUCUGUGCACCACAACUUAUAUUAUAUCGCACGCGCACAUGUGCACUGAUGGAGAGGAUUUAUAGUAUAUGAAAUAGGGGAUUCAUCUUUAUUUAUGUCAAUAAUAGGACACAUUCAUUAACAUUGUUCUCGCGAUCGAUCUGUCAAAAUUCGUCGUCAUUAACUUGCUAAAAUGUCGUGGUUACGGAUGCAUUCCUAUGAAAUGUAAUGAAAUACUGCUUUUAUCGAAAUUCAUAUCCAUCGCGUACAAUUGAAAUCCUUUCCAUCAGCGUUACAAUACUCAUGAUACACAUACAGCAUAACAAAUUGUUCACAGUUAGUUCCGUACUCUGAUCAAUUUUACUUUGUUUUCUCUGUAACUCCCUUUUUGUAUGAUACUUUUGUAAUUAAUAAUUAUCGACCGUGCGACUUGCUCAAGCUGCAACGAACAGACUGUACGAGAGUUCCUAUUGGUAAGGAGAGCGCCAAGCGACUCAUAUUGACUGGUGUCGCGCGCCAAAACGAUUGUAUUUAUUUGUAAAUAGUAUGAAAAAAAUAAAAUAAAAUAACAUAUUGAG
This is a messenger RNA of Copidosoma floridanum, 2950 nucleotides long. RefSeq lists its product as uncharacterized. The record is from RefSeq and is a predicted model, not a curated record. Lineage: Eukaryota; Metazoa; Arthropoda; Insecta; Hymenoptera; Encyrtidae.